CGCCAACCAGCCAGCAGCCAGCAGCCUUAAGCAGCACCAUGUCCAACGUCGUCGUGCUUGGAUCCGGCAUCGUCGGCCUCUACACCACCUACUGCCUCGUCACCGAGGCAGGCGUCCCCCCUGCAAGCAUCACCGUCAUCGGAAAACACCUUCCAGGCGACCAGUCGAUCAACUACACGUCGCCGUGGGCCGGCGGGAACUUCUCCUGCAUCACGCCAAACGACCCGGAGACCCUUUCCUGGGACAAAUACACCUACACACACCUCCAGGAGCUGCAGAAGAAGCUCGGCGGCGCUGCGUGCGGCCUCGACAAGAGACCCAGCACGGAGAUCUGGGACGAAAACCCCAACGACAAGAAGAUCGCCGCCCUCAGCCAGUACAUCGAGGACUUCCGCAUCAUCCCCGCAGCAGAGCUUCCGGCCGGCGCCAAGUUCGGCGUCUCCCUCACGACGUGGAACUUCAACUGCCCAUUCUUCCUCGCCAACUUCAAGACUUACCUCGAGAAGCUGGGCGUCACCUUCGUGAGAAAAGAGCUCACCUACGUCAGCCAGGCCUACCUCCCGGGCACGCACACCGUCUUCAACUGUACCGGUCUCGGAGCCUUCUCCCUCGACGGCGUCAAGGACUCCAAGGUCUACCCGACCAGGGGCCAGGUCGUCGUCGUCAAGGCCCCACACGUCCAGGAAAACUGUGUCCGUUGGGGUCCGACCUACGCUACCUACAUCAUCCCAAGACCGCACUCCAACGGUGAGCUUGUCCUCGGCGGGUUCCUUCAGAAGGGGAACUGGACCGGCGACACUUUCGAGCUCGAGACCGCAGACAUCAUCCGCAGAACAACAGCCUUGCUCCCUAAAAUCCUCGACAAGCCUCUGGACGUCAUCCGUGUUGUUGCCGGCCUGAGACCAAGCAGACAGGGUGGCCCAAGGAUCGAGGUUGAACACGUCGAAGACCACCUCCUCGUCCACAACUACGGCGCUGGCGGCUACGGCUACCAGGCAGGCUUCGGCAUGGCCCACAAAGCCGUCGCCCUAUACUCUAAGGCCCGCAGAGAUGUCGCCAAGCUCUGAUCUUGUGUAUCCUCUGUAAUUUUGUAAAGUUGACUAAACGCAGACCACCUAGUGAAAUAAACCCUAACUCUCCUCUUAUCGUCCCCGGAGUGCUUCUCCGUCUCCGAGGUGCCCGCAUAUACC
This is a messenger RNA of Pichia membranifaciens NRRL Y-2026, 1190 nucleotides long. RefSeq lists its product as hypothetical. NCBI's taxonomy places the organism in Eukaryota, Fungi, Ascomycota, Pichiomycetes, Pichiales, Pichiaceae. The coding region runs from base 39 to 1067 and encodes 342 amino acids. Gene Ontology annotation, molecular function: FAD binding; D-amino-acid oxidase activity. The transcript has a single exon. The record is from RefSeq and is a predicted model, not a curated record.